This is a messenger RNA of Bactrocera dorsalis (oriental fruit fly), 1434 nucleotides long. Its product is annotated as CD63 antigen. The record is from RefSeq and is a predicted model, not a curated record. Gene Ontology annotation, cellular component: membrane. Lineage: Eukaryota; Metazoa; Arthropoda; Insecta; Diptera; Tephritidae. The coding region runs from base 299 to 1030 and encodes 243 amino acids. The transcript has 5 exons.
UAGUGGUCAGUUCAUUCUGAACCGCCUAAUUGAACGGACGUGAUUGCGCAAACGAAGUACUUAGUUCGACCACAACAUUUAACCGUUAAAUGUUGCUUGCGGCGAAUGUGUGUUUGAAUAAAACUGGAAAUACAAAAACAACUCACUAAGUGCAUUUAAUAAAUAAAUAAAUAAAAUAUUUAUUAGAAGAAAUACUGUGUGCCUGUGCAUUAGCAUUAGUAGAUAAAAAUCUGCCGUUGAGUUGAGAAACUUCACACCUUGCUACCCUUCUUCCCUAUUGUUGCACUUCCGGUGGUAAAUGAAUUUCAAAAUGCGUACUUGCGGCAUGAGUUUGGUCAAGUACAUACUGUUCGCCUUCAAUAUCAUUUUUGCGAUAUCAGGGCUCGGUAUUUUAAUAGCCGGUGCGGUUGUCCUUGCCGAUGUCAACCAAUUCAGUCACUUUGUCGAGGGUAGAGUGACGGCGCCACCCAUUGUGCUGAUUGUGACCGGUUUAAUCAUAUUCCUCAUUGCAUCGUUGGGUUGUUUUGGCGCCAUCAAGGAGUCACCAACACUACUGCUCACCUAUGCCGUGCUGCUCGCCAUCAUCUUUAUUGUUGAGUUAGCCGUGGGCAUUGCCGCAGCUGUUUUCAAGGCGGACCUGGAAAUGAUGCUUAAGAACUCACUGCAAGAGUCUAUAAAACGUUCAAAUCAUGAGGAUAUGAUGGCUUGGGAUAAUGUGCAGCGGAAGUUGAUGUGUUGCGGUGUCGACAACCCAGCCGAUUGGCGUACACUUAGCCUCAAUAAAACUCUGCCGGCCAGCUGCUGUCGUGAAAAAUACAUAGAUGAAGCCGUUGGACACUGUACUGAGUCGUUGGCGUUGGGCGUUGAUAAGUAUUUUCAGGAGGGUUGCGUGGGCAAACUUAGAGAGCGAAUCGAUAAGAACGCGGUCAUUUUAAUUGGUGUGGGUAUUGGUAUUGCCUUCAUACAAAUACUGGGCAUUAUACUGGCAUGCUAUCUGGCUUCCACAAUACGUCACGAACGCAUGAAGUAAAUAUGAGGCAAACGAGGUACUUAUUACAAAAUUGAAGAAUGUACCAAAAACACGAAUAUCACCAACAAGGCAACUAAUCAUAAGCAAUACUCAUCUCUACAGCAAUAACAAAAAGGACAAAUCAUCAAUUCCAAAUCAUAUCUAUAUAUGUAUAAACUUAUAUAGAUAUUUGCAAACAGCGGAGUAGCGAUGACAUUAAAGAUUACGGAUCAUCUUUGCGCAGCCAUUGUUAGGCUGCACUUAUUUCAGUUUUUGUUUACACUUUCAGAUAUUCAGAAAUCACCGUCCACAAUUAUUCUAAAUACUAUUUAAUAUACAAAAUAUGAUAAAGAAAUGCUUAUAAAUGUAUUGUUGCUUUUUAUAUGUUAAAUAAAUAAAAAAAUUUCUUAAAUAAAUAACCACAA